AUGAAAAAUAAGUACAAUGACAUUGGAAGAAGCAGAAGCACUGGAAGAAACUUAAUACCUCUGCAAGCAAAUGGACAAUUUAAUAGUGAAAACUACCUAAAAUCAGCGCAAUCGUGGCUAAAAGUAUUAAAAAAUGAUAAAUCCUUUCUUGAAAAAAGACAUUCAUUAUCUCCACAAGCAGACGAAUACUUGGAAAUGUUACAAUUACACAUAAAAGAGCAGCUGCAAACCGUUUUAAAUCUAGAAAAAGAAAACAAAAGGCUAAAUAAAUCCCAAUCUAUAUCAGCCAGCAACGAUAAAAUUUCUUUAAGCACUGACGGAAGCAUGAUACGAGAAAUUGUUCGAUAUAGGAAAAAUAUUAACAAAGCUGAAGAACAAGAAAUAAGCAACCAAAAUAAAAUGAAAGAGUACCAAAUAAGGAUUCUGAAGCUUGAAGAAGAAAUAAAAAGCUUAAAAACGAACGGAAAUAACAUAAACGAUUAGAUUAGAUUAAAUUAAAUUGUAAAGGGGAAUUAUUUCAGCUCAUCUUUGUCAAGGCAGGCUUCAGGCUCAGGUAGCCCGAAUCCAGCCACACAACACCUUUUUUCUGUUGAGUUCAACAAAAAUGGUGAGAUCGGUAGUCUCUCAGGAAGAAUCUGCCAAUUGUGUUUGGGUCUGCUCAGCGACAAAAAAAUUUUUAAACUGUUAGGAGGGCUCAGAGUAUGAGUGAACCGCUCAAUACCUCUUCUAGAUUCCCAGCUUUAUUCAGGAAAUAUUGCUUCAUCAGAAAAAUGAGCCUAAAAUAAAUUUUGGUCUCUUAUCUGUGGUUUGAGGAAAAACAUAAACGAAGAAACUGAAAGUAAAGGGAGUUUUGUUGAAACUUAUAAUAAAUCUUAACUUAAAUUACUUAUAGAGAAGUCCCCUACAGGUCAGCAGGCCACUAAUCAACUCUGUAUAACGCUCCACUGCUUGCUUCGGAGCCCAUAUCAGCCUUCCACCGUAUUGCUUCUCACGGACGAGACUUGCACUCGCUACCCUAGAGUCAGAGACUUUGGGCCGUCAACGUCAACGGGGUUCGACCUUUCUGAAAAAUUCGAAAAAUCGAAUUUUCUGAUCGCUGUCGACAAAAAUGGAACUAUGGCGCAAUGCCUGUAUCGCGCUGAGGAUUGUGUCUGACUUGCCAAGUGACAACCUCUAGUCUUGCUGGAGUUCCCCUUUCCAGCAUCAGCGAAACAUUUUCCCCACGAGGUAAAACCUUGUCCUGGAUGUGAGCUCGCGGUCGGUUGAACCCGGCCUGAUACACAUUUUCAAGCGCUGUCCUCCGUUCCGCAAGCUCCCCAGCAUUCUCAAUGAGCCUACCGGCUACAAAUGCUAAGAGGAGCAGGUUGGCUCACGGCCCCCAUUUUAAUGUAUACAAAACUUAUAAAUCACUGGCUAAAAAACUGAAAUUAAUUAUGGCUAUAUGGAAAAUUAACACAGGAAAACUUCAGCAGAAAAUUAACGAUUUAGAAAAAGAGCAAAAAGAAUUGCAAGAAGAAGCUAUGCUUAAUGAAGGCACUAUUAUAAAAAUACUUUUUAUAAAAAAUAAAAUGAAGAUUAUAUAUAGAAAAGUAUAUGGCACUACAAACAAGAACGUUUAAAAAGCAGUCCCAACAGCGACUGCUUAAAAUGACAUUUGACGACUACUCAACUCUAAAGCUGAAUAAAUAUUCCCCCAAAGACAGUGACUUCAGAGACCCUGACGUCUCUUUCUUCUACAAACCCUCAAUCAACGCCCUGUACACUUAA
Blepharisma stoltei is the source of this 1767-nucleotide messenger RNA. The record is from the annotation of a GenBank genome assembly. NCBI's taxonomy places the organism in Eukaryota, Ciliophora, Heterotrichea, Heterotrichida, Blepharismidae.